ACUACUACGGUGCCCGUGCCUGAUCCAUAUGUGGCUCUGACUAAUCUGGAUUCAUCUCAUUCAUGGUUUACAUGCAUUGAUCUGGCUAAUGCAUUCUUUUGUCUCCCAUUAGCAGAAGAGUGCUGUGACAUUUUUUUCAUUUACCUACAAGGGUCGACAGCUGGGGUACACCAGGCUACCACAAGGGUUCACACUGUCACCAUGGCUGUUCAAACAGGUCCUCAUAUAGGCUUUAAGUGACUGCAUUCUGCCAGACAACACCACACUCAUUCAGUAUGUAGAUGGUCUCUUCCUGGCGGCACCCACAGCUACUGUCUGUCUUACAGCAACCAGCUCUGUCCUGCAACACUUAGCCAGAAAAGGGUUUAAGGUAAGUAAAGCCAAAUUACAGAUAUCUAGGAAACAGGUUUUAUUCCUAGGCACAGCGAUCUUCCAGAAAGGAGCAGGGAUGGCUCCAAAAAUUGGCUACUGCCACUGAAUUGGCCUUACCAGACUACACGUUGCCAUUCUACCUUGAUGUUUCUGAAACAGAAGCAGUUGUUAAUGGCAUUCUGUUCCAGAAAAAAGGGGGAGAAAAAACAGUGCUAAUGUACAUAACUGCAAUAAACAAAUCCAUCAAACACGAGGCAGAAAUGAGGGAACAAUGCAGCAGAUCAUGCAGCAAAGAUGGCGGUUGGGUAUCAGGUUAAACGAGAACUAAUGUGUUCAGAAGAAGAGAUGGAACUGAACCAGAACUAAUUGACAUUAUAAGAUUGCAAAAGGGGGUCUCACCACAGGAGAAAACGCUCUGGAAAGCCAGAGGAGCUGCGGAGGUGGGAGGACUGUGGAGGAGUCCGGAUGGACGUCUUAUUCUACCCCAGGCAUGAGAAAAACAGCGCUAGAGGAGGCGCAUGGAGUAGGACACGUGGGAGCAGCACAGAUGCUGAGAAACCUGGAGAACUAGUGGUAUCCUCACUUGAAAGAUAUGGUAAAACACUGGGUAAGAACAUGUGAACUUUGCACCAAGUACAAUGCCAGACCGACCAUCAAAACUCGAACCGGGUAAGUAUCCUCUCGAAGUAUGACCAGGGAAAGAAAUUAUCAUAGAUUACACAGAUAUGAUAACCGCAGUAAGAGGGUACAGAUAUGUUGAUGUGUGUGGAUGUGUAUACAGAGUGGCCGGAGGCGUUGCCAACAAAAAGGGAGGAUAACAAGUCAGUGAUUAAGUUUCUGAUUAAUCACUACAUUCCUCAACAUGGGUUCCCAGAGAAAAUUCGAUCAGACAAUGGGACUCACUUCAAAAAUCAAGACCUCCAGCAGGUGGAGGCAAUGCUAGGGCUGAAACAUUCAUUUGGCACUGUUUACCACCCGCAAUCACAGGGCAAGGUUGAAAGGAUGAAUCAAACAGUUAAGCACAAAUUGGCAAAAAUAUGUGCACAGACUAACCUGACCUGGCUAGAUGCUCUACCCCUGGUGCUCAUGUCCAUUCGAAGCUCCAUUAACCAGAGCACAGGGUUCUCUCCUCAUGAGCUACAAACAGGGAGAGCUUUUCCAGGUCCCAUGACAAAAUUGAUUGGGAUUGGUGAAGACAAACAAAACCUGACCACAAGAGCAUAUUUUAAAGAACUGCAGUCUUUCGGUUCAGCUUUUGCCAAACAGGUCACGGACCGACAUGAGGGGGCGCACGAGGCUUCGUCACCAGAGGUGAAUUGGGUCCUGUUGCGGGUAAUCAAAAGCAAGUGGUCGGAACCAAGGUGGACUGGACCGUUUCAGGUGGUGAAGAGAACUUCGCAUGCAGUCCGACUGAAGGGUAAAGGAGACACCUGGUACCACUGGAGCCAGUGUGCAGCAGCGGAGGAACCGCAGCGGUCCCUCUUCGAGGUCCACCAGGACCUCCAGGCAGCAAACACUGACCCAACUGGGUUGGCCGUGAGUCACACACACAAAGGGGCAGAAUAAUCCCCGUGUGCUGACUAGGUGACAGGGCAGUCUACCCCUGGCACUGAAGAACAGAAGAGAAGACGUCACGGGAGGAGGUGAAAUAGCGCUCCUCUCCUGCAUGUGGCGUGCCAAGCCACCAACCUCCAAAACAGACACC
Messenger RNA from Scatophagus argus, 2077 nucleotides. RefSeq lists its product as uncharacterized. Gene Ontology annotation, molecular function: nucleic acid binding. NCBI's taxonomy places the organism in Eukaryota, Metazoa, Chordata, Actinopteri, Scatophagidae. Gene Ontology annotation, biological process: DNA integration. The transcript has a single exon. The coding region runs from base 1126 to 1938 and encodes 270 amino acids. The record is from RefSeq and is a predicted model, not a curated record.